This is a messenger RNA of Physella acuta, 5056 nucleotides long. RefSeq names its product collagen alpha-4(VI) chain. The record is from RefSeq and is a predicted model, not a curated record. Lineage: Eukaryota; Metazoa; Mollusca; Gastropoda; Physidae.
AUGCGACGAAGUUCUAAUGAAGGUGCCGUUGGGGCUCUGGAUGGCAUUUCAAAGAAUUUCAUGAGAAGUCCAAGGUUUAAUCUCUUAUCUUCAUUGAGAUUGCUAGAAAAUGAUAUUUUAAAAGAAGAAAACGGUGACAGGAAGAAUGUUCCAAAUGCUGUUGUCAUCAUUACUGAUACAAACUCUCAGCAAAAGAUGUCAGAAAUUGAAACUUUGACAAAAUCAAUUGAAAGUAAGAAUGGAGUUUUAUAUACAAUUGGAAUUGGUCUGGUUGAUAAAAAAGAAAUGGAAAGCGUGGCAUCAUCCACUGAAAAUGUGUUUACCUUUUCUGAUUAUGGAGAACUGGAACGAUAUGGAGCAAUACUGAGAAAGCAAAUAAGUGCAUGUUGUGCUGAUGCUAGAUUUGAUCUUGUGUUUGUUCUUGAUGCUUCAACCAGUGUAACAGCACCAAACUUUGAGUUGAUGAAAGACUUUAUGAAAGAUUUCCUUUUUGAGGCUGAUAUUGACAACGGCAAUGUUAGGGUAGGUGUUGUCAUCUACAGCACAGGGGAUUAUGUCCAGUUCCAGCUGAAAGAUUUUUCAAAGAAAGAAGAUGUAUACAAUGCUAUUGAUAUUAUUCCGUAUCGCUAUGGCAACACCAACACUGCAGAUGCUUUGAAAACAAUGAGGACAGUAAUGUUUACUGCAGAGAAUGGAGAUCGUCCAGGCGUUGACAACAUUGCUAUUGUGGUGACUGAUGGUAUAUCAAACAUAAACAACCUGAGAACCAUUCCAGAGGCUGAUAAAGCACGUGCGCAAGGGAUCCAUAUCUAUCCUAAUGGUAUUAACCUGACAGACACUAAAGAGUUGGAUGGCAUUGCCAAUAAACCAUUAAGUCAGAACAGGUUUUCUGUACAGAAAUUCACAGAAUUGUCUCCCCUAAGAUACCGGGUGUUUUCUGCGCUUUGUGGGGGUAAGUAUGCAUGUUCAAUUACUACAAAACCAGAGCCAAUAACUUCCAGAGCAGAACCAUUCAUUCUGCCACUACCUAAAUCAGAUUGUGCACUGGGCAGGGCUGAUCUUGUUAUUGUUGUUGAUUCAUCCACAAGUGUUUCUAAAGUGAACUUUAAGAAGAUUAUAAGUUUUCUCAAAGACUUUGUUUCCAAGGCUGAUAUUGAUUCUGGAAAUGUUCGUGUGGGUCUGAUAAUGUACAGCACUGAAGUCUAUCCAAUAUUUGACCUGAAUACCUACACCAAAGUAGCAGAUAUUAUUCAAAAAUUGGAUACAGUUGACUAUAACUUUGGAUCAACAAAUAUAGCAGAGGCACUGGAAGUGAUGAGGACAGAUUUGUUUACUCCAGACAAAGGAGACAGGGCUGAAAUCCCCAACAUUGCUCUAGUUCUCAUUGAUGGUUUGUCUACAGUAAAUCCAGAGCAAACUGUACCCAAUGCUAGACUAGCCCAGAAUGAUGGAAUUCACAUCUACACUGUUGGUAUUGGCCUUUCUGACUAUCGUGAAUUAGACGGCAUUGCAAGCCCUCCUGCAAAAGAGAACAGUUUUAAAGUUGCUUCCUUUGAUGAUCUUGUGCAUGUUGAUGACAUGAUUUUUGCUGCUGCAUGUCCAGAGGAGUUUACCUUCACAAAACCAAGUUGUGUUGAUGCUAGAUUAGAUCUUGUGUUUGUUCUUGAUGCCUCAACCAGUGUAACAGCACCAAACUUUGAGUUGAUGAAAGACUUUGUGAAAGAUUUCCUCUUUGAAGCUGCUAUUGACAACGGCAAUGUUAGGGUAGGUGUUGUCAUCUACAGCACAGGGGAUUAUGUCCAGUUCCAGCUGAAAGAUUUUUCAAAGAAAGAAGAUGUAUACAAUGCUAUUGAUAUUAUUCCGUAUCGCUAUGGCAACACCAACACUGCAGAUGCUUUGAAAACAAUGAGGACAGUAAUGUUUACAGCAGAGAAUGGAGAUCGUCCAGGUGUUGACAACAUUGCUAUUGUGGUGACUGAUGGUGUCUCCAACAUCAACAACAAAAGAACCAUACCAGAAGCUGAAGAAGCCAGAGCACAGGGUAUUCACAUCUAUGCUAUUGGUAUUGGUCUGACAGAGACCAAGGAGUUGGAUGGUAUUGCCAGCAAGCCAGUGGAUGAAAACAGAUUUGCAGUACAAGACUUUUCAGAACUCAGAGAACUCAGGCAUAAAGUUUUAUCUGCUAUGUGCUCAACAUCUGCUCCAGUUGUUACCCAGCCACCACCACCCCCACCAACAACAGUAAAAGCUUUGGCUAAAAAAAAAAUGGACACUAGUGGCCUGGCCAGGGUAGCGAUUGUCCUUGUUUACCUGCUCUCUGUUGGCAAAGGUAUACUGGGUCACUUUGAAGGUAUACUGGGUCACUUUGAAGGUAUACUGGAUCACUUUGAAGGUAUACUGGGUCACUUAGAAGAUUGCUGUGAUGACGCAAGAGUUGAUCUUGUGUUUGUUCUUGAUGCCUCAACCAGUGUAACAGUCCCAAAUUUUGAGAUGAUGAAAGACUUUAUGAAAGAUUUACUCUUUGACGCUAAUGUUGACAAUGGCAAACUUAGGGUAGGUGUUAUAAUUUACAGCACAGUGGAAUAUAUUCAGUUCCAACUGAAAGAUUUUUCAAUGAAACAACAUGUAUACAAUGGUGUUGAUAGCAUUCAGUAUCGCUAUGGCAACACCAACACUGCAGAUGCUUUGAAAACAAUGAGGACAGUAAUGUUUACUGCAGAGAAUGGAGAUCGUCCAGGUGUUGACAACAUUGCUAUUGUGGUGACUGAUGGUGUCUCCGAUAUCAACAACAAAAGAACCAUACCAGAAGCUGAAGAAGCCAGAGCACAGGGUAUUCACAUCUAUGCUAUUGGUAUUGGUCUGACAGAGACCAAGGAGCUGGAUGGUAUUGCCAGCAAGCCAGUGGAAGAAAACACAUUUUUUGUACAAGACUUUUCAGAGCUCGUAGAUCUUAGAGAUAAAGUUUUCUCUGCUAUGUGUAACCCCCCCCCCCCCCGAAGAGAUGUUAAUUUUAUAGGUUGUGCUGAUGCUAGAAUUGACAUUGUGUUUGUUCUUGAUGCCUCAACCAGUGUAACAGCACCAAACUUUGAGUUGAUGAAAGACUUUAUGAAAGAUUUCCUCUUGGAAUCUAAUAUUGACAAUGGCAAUGUUAGGGUAGGUGUUAUCAUCUACAGUGAUAAGGAUUAUGUCAAGUUCCAGCUGAAAGAUUUUUCAAAGAAAGAAGAUGUAUACAAUGCUAUUGAUAAUAUUCCUUAUAGCUAUGGCAGCACCAACACUGCAGAUGGUUUGAAAGCAAUGAGGACAGUAAUGUUUACUGCAGAGAAUGGAGAUCGUCCAGGUGUUGACAACAUUGCUAUUGUGGUGACUGAUGGUGCCUCCAACAUCAACAGCAGAAGAACCAUACCAGAAGCUGAAGAAGCCAGAGCACAGGGUAUUCACAUCUAUGCUAUUGGUAUUGGUCUGAUAGAGACCAAGGAGUUGGAUGGUAUUGCCAGCAAGCCAGUGGAAGAAAACAGAUUUGCAGUACACGUCUUUUCAGAACUCAUAACACACAGGCAUCAAGUUUUCUCUGCUAUGUCAAAAAACCGAAUGAGGAUGAUCGUUGACAGACUAGAUAGAGGAAGCCUAGUAUGGUCUGUGAAUUCUUACUUUAGCAGUUUAAUUGACUGGACACAAACGAUCAGAAAAAAAAUGGACACUAGUGGCCUGGCCAGGGUAGCGAUUGUCCUUGUUUACCUGCUCUCUGUUGGCACAGGCUGUGUUGACGCAAGAGUUGAUCUUGUGUUUGUUCUUGAUGCCUCAACCAGUGUAACAGCUACAAAUUUUGAGAUGAUGAAAGAUUUUAUGAAAGAUUUCCUCUUUAAGGCUGAUAUUGACAAUGGCAAUGUUAGGGUAGGUGUUAUAAUUUACAGCACAGUGGAAUAUAUCCAGUUCCAGCUGAAAGAUUUUUCAAAGAAAGAAGAUGUAUACAAUGCUAUUGAUAUUAUUCCGUAUCGCUAUGGCGACACCAACACUGCAGAUGCUUUGAAAACAAUGAGGACAGUAAUGUUUACUGCAGAAAAUGGAGAUCGUCCAGGUGUUGACAACAUUGCUAUUGUGGUGACUGAUGGUGUCUCCGACAUCAAAAACAAAAGAACCAUACCAGAAGCUGAAGAAGCCAGGGCACAGGGUAUUCACAUCUAUGCUAUUGGUAUUGGUCUGACAGAGACCAAAGAGUUGGAUGGUAUUGCCAGCAAGCCAGUGGAAGAAAACUCAUUUUUUGUACAAGACUUUUCAGAACUCGUAGAACUUAGAGAUAAAAUUUUCUCUGCUGUAUUAUUGACUGGGAUUUUUCCUUUUGUCUGUUCAACAUCUGCACUUAUUCGAACUGAACCACCACCACCACCACCAACAUCUACAGUAAAAGCUGUUGUUAGGUGUGCUGAUGCUAGAAUUGACAUUGUGUUUGUUCUUGAUGCUUCAUUCAGCGUAGGAGUACGAAACUUUAAGUUGACCAAAGACUUUGUGAAAGAUUUCCUCUUGGAAUCUAAUAUUGACAAUGGCAAUGUUAGGGUAGGUGUUGUCAUCUACAGCACAGAGGAUUAUAUCCAGUUCCAGCUGAAAGAUUUUUCAAAGAAAGAAGAUGUAUACAAUGCUAUUGAUAAUAUUCCGUAUCGCUAUGGCAGCACCAACACUGCAGAUGGUUUGAAAACAAUGAGGACAGUAAUGUUUACUGCAGAGAAUGGAGAUCGUCCAGGUGUUGACAACAUUGCUAUUGUGGUGACUGAUGGUUACUCCAACAUCAACAGCAGAAGAACCAUACCAGACGCUGAAGAAGCCAGAGCAGAGGGUAUUCAUAUCUAUGCUAUUGGUAUUGGUCUGACAGAGAUCAAGGAGUUGGAUGGUAUUGCCAGCAAGCCAGUGGAAGAAAACAGAUUUGCUGUUCAAGCCUUUUCAGAACUCAGAGAACUUAGGCAUAAAGUUUUCUCUGCUAUGUGUAAGCUUUUAUAUUGUUAACAAUUCAAGCAAUUUACGCUUCAGCUGUAUUGAAAAACAUAUUAUUAUAAUAACACUUCUU